AUAGUAAUUAUUUCAAUUUAAUUUAAGUAAUGAAAUUAAAUUAUAAUUUUGCACGUCUUUGUCACAUCCAGUUAAUAUUUUGCAAUUUCCAUUAAGAACGUUAUUUAAAUGCUGGUCGUAGGAACGUAUUGAACACGUCUAAAAUGCCACGGAAAAAACGCUAUUAUUCAUCAAGUUCCGACGAUGAUGAUGUGCCUCUAAAAGUGAUAAAACAAGAUUUAGACCAAGAACAAGAAGAAACUGAAAAGAAAAACUAUGAUUUAUACAAGACAAUUAAGGAAAAGUGCGAGUUUUGUGAUGAAAUCUUUCAUAGUAGGUACCAAAUACUAGUACACAACGCACGUCACAUUAUAAUACCCCUAAUAAACCACGAAGUCUGUAAAUGCUAUAAAUGCCACCAGCACUUUCUAUCUAAAAAACAUCUGUUAGAACAUAAAGAAACUUAUCAUGCAAUAAAGAUACAACAUGUAGAAAGCAAACAUAAGAAUAGUAUGUCUGUAGAAAACCAAAAUGAAAAUAAGCAUCACAAUCCUAAUGAGAAUAACGAUUAUAAGAAACCUGAUCCUCGAAAUAGUGAAUCUCAAAUACCUAGUCAAAAUAACAGUGUUGAGAAAGUCGAUCAGUAUAAAGUUUCUCAGACACCUGAUUGGAAGUAUAACAACAAUGAGGAACAAAAUGAUCAGAACUUGAUUAACAUGGAAGAAAAUGAAGACAUUAUAGACAUCUCAGACUCGAGUAACGACUCUAAAUCAAAAUCUACACUUUCAAAAAUUAAUAAAACUGAGAUAUUAAAUUCUAUGUUCACCAAAGAACCGUUAGUAACAUGUGAUGUUAUAGUCAAUGAACUUCUUAGACGUGCUCGUGUCAAAAACACCAUAGAAAAACAACCUGUUGUUCUAGUUGAAGAUACGCUUUCCAGGUUACUGUAUCAGGAAACAUAUGUUGAGGAGAAAACAUUUGUUGAACAUGAUGACAGUUUAGCAGAAAUUAUAAAAAUAAACUAUAAUAAAGAUUCCGUUCAGGAGAUAACGCAAGAAAAUGAAUUGAAAAACUUCAACGAUUUUGAAAUAGCUACCAUUAAAAAGGUACAGGAAGAUAAAUUCGAAAAUGUUGCCAAAAUCAAACUAUUCCACAUGCAAGAUUCAAAUUCUGAGAUAAGAAAGGAAAAUAUAAGAAAUAAACUAAUUUUUGAAGAUGACGAAGACGUCGAAGAAGAUCUUAUAAGUUUUGACAACUUCGAAUAUAAUUUAACACAUCUACCUGGAGCAGAUAGGCAUACAGGUGUGAAAGAGACGGAACUAUAUCUAGGGAAGAUGCUCGUGGGUACCAGGGCACCAGAAACUUCCACUCCUAGUGUGCAUUAUGACGAAUUAAUAGAAGACAAAAUGUGUGUUUGUCAACGUUGCGGAAUGACUAGUUCCAAUAGGUUCAAAUCAAUCCAACAUGAACUAAUACACAUGAAGUUCACACAACAUCUCCCACCACUCUGCCCUCAUUGUGACCGCUACAUCGACGGUAACAACCACAGCCUGAAACAUAUUGGUGAAAAACACUUAUUGAACGAAAGGAAGACUUCGCACUUGUCAAAAUGCAGCACCUGUGGCCUCAGAUACUACAAUUGGUACCGCCAUAAAAUCAAUUACCACUUCAUAUACAUAUGUUCGGUUUGUGGCAAAAGAUUCGUAACAGAAAGCGAACGUAUCAAGCAUACAGACGUUCAUAAUAUGGAAAGUUCGAAUAUUACUGGAAAAUAUGAAGACGUGAAGUUAGUCAAGGUGUGUGAAGUGUGUUUUUUGUUUUUCAAAAGCAAUCAGAAACAUAAAUAUGUGUACUUAAGAGAACAUAGUGAAGUCGGGAAGAAACAGAAGUGUGACCGCUGUGAGAAGUUGUUCUUUAACAUUAAGCUGGUUAAGCUUACAAUUUCGAGGAACAUUGAACCGGAGUAUACGAAAAAGAAAAAGACAAUUUCAAAUGAAGAAAGAUUGAGGCAUAUACAACUGCGGCUGAAAAAGAUGAAUAAAUUGAGUAGGUUCUAUGAUGUUGUUUUAUUUUAG
Molecule: messenger RNA, 2054 nt
Organism: Hyposmocoma kahamanoa
Lineage: Eukaryota; Metazoa; Arthropoda; Insecta; Lepidoptera; Cosmopterigidae
Exons: 4
Coding region: 144-2054 (636 amino acids)
Biological process (GO): regulation of transcription by RNA polymerase II
Molecular function (GO): RNA polymerase II cis-regulatory region sequence-specific DNA binding; DNA-binding transcription factor activity
Source: RefSeq, a predicted model, not a curated record